ACAACUGCAUGCAAGGAAGUAAAACAAUACAACAAAGAAAUGAUGCAAAUGCAAACAGAAAUGUGUUUCUACAAAGAUGUUUAUCCAAAGCCAUAUUUGAUUAUUAUGAGCUUUGAUAAAGUAUACUCUGUCGAUUCUAUUACUGGAGAUAUUCAUGUCAGCACUAUUAAUGGAUCCAGUAAGAAUAAAUUUGACCAUGCAUCAAAAUAUAAUGACAUAGAAAUUGAUGUAGUUGAGAAUGUGCUUUACUACAUUGAUGACAAAGACAUCAAACGGGGAAAUUUUGACUUAACUAGAAACGAAGUUUUUGCGAAAAAUGUUUCUGUUCAUGAUAUUACAGUUGACUGGAUUGGUCGUCGUAUCUUUUACAUUGACUCCACGAACAUUAUCUACCAAAUUCAUUUGAAAAAGAAAAUUACAAGUGUUAUGAGGCUUCAACCAGGCUUACAAUUUUCCAGCAUUGCAUUUGACUCAAAACAUGGGUAUCUAUUCUUGGCAGAAAGUACAGAAGUUUUCUUAUGGUUAUGGAGCAUGACUGCAAAUAAACAUGAUAUUUUUUCAGUUUCACUUCAAUCAAUAGCACAUGAUCUAACGCUUGACAUGACAAAAGAGAAGAUUUAUUGGCGAGUUUCAAACGGAAAUGUUUUUUGUUGUGAUUACUACUCCCAUGAUGUAAUUAAUUUUGGAACUUCAGGAGGUCCCAUGGCAGUAUUUAAAGAUUUGAUUUAUAUCAUAACUAGUGUCGGACGAAAUGUCGUUAGUGUCCAUAACACAACAGAUCAACGUACGAGGCGUAAAUAUUUUCUUCCUGUGAACAACGGUUAUCUUGAUUUGGCUGUAGCUAUACACAGUAUCACUCCUGACUCAAACGGUAGUUAA
Xenia sp. Carnegie-2017 is the source of this 879-nucleotide messenger RNA. RefSeq lists its product as uncharacterized. Bases 40 to 879 code for a protein of 279 amino acids. The transcript is spliced from 3 exons. The record is from RefSeq and is a predicted model, not a curated record. NCBI's taxonomy places the organism in Eukaryota, Metazoa, Cnidaria, Anthozoa, Malacalcyonacea, Xeniidae.